This is a messenger RNA of Talpa occidentalis (Iberian mole), 4856 nucleotides long. It is a transcript of the gene MTPAP, whose product is annotated as mitochondrial poly(A) polymerase. NCBI's taxonomy places the organism in Eukaryota, Metazoa, Chordata, Mammalia, Eulipotyphla, Talpidae. The record is from RefSeq and is a predicted model, not a curated record. Gene Ontology annotation, molecular function: poly(A) RNA polymerase activity. Bases 36 to 1787 code for a protein of 583 amino acids. Gene Ontology annotation, cellular component: mitochondrion. The transcript is spliced from 9 exons.
CAGGUGCCCUUUCCUUUCGGCCUUUAUAAUUGAUCAUGGCGGCUCGCGGCAUGGGGCUGUUGACCCGCCUGCCCCUGUGUCCUCAGCUAGGCCACGUCCAGCGGCCUAUUCACAGGUUUCUUUGCUCCCCGGGAACUGCGGCCGCAGACGUCAGUAGAGAAGAGCAGGGGAUCGUGGAGACAGGCUCUGAAGACAGGACCCCCUCAAGGAGAUUCUCUGAGGUUCAAAAACAAAGACAAGAACAAGCACAGAGGACUGUUUUAAUUCAUUGCCCAAAUAAAAUCAGUGAAAAGAAGUUCCUCAAAUAUUUAUCCCAACAUGGAACUAUUAAUAAUCAUUUCUUCUAUGAAAGCUUUGGUCUUUAUGCUGUUGUAGAAUUUUGUCAAAAGGAAAGUGUAGCUUCACUGCAGAAUGUAGCUCGUACUCCAAGCAUGGGCACAGAGGCCACAAUUCCAUUCAGAUCACGUUUCUUCAAUUUAAAGUUGAAGAAUUCAACACACCAGACUGAUGAACAGUCAAGUAUACAAUGCAGUAAUCAGUCUCCUCCUUCAAGCAAGAAGCUUUUUGAAUUACUUUGUUGUGCAGAAAGUAUAGAUGAUCAGCUGAGCACUCUUUUGAAGGAAUUCCAGCUAACAGAGGAGAACACCAGGCUUCGAUACCUCACCUGUUCUCUUAUUGAAGAUUUAGCAGCUGCGUAUUUUCCAGACUGUGCAAUCAAACCCUUUGGCUCUUCAGUGAAUAGUUUUGGGAAAUUAGGAUGUGAUUUGGAUAUGUUUUUGGAUCUAGAAGAACCUGGAAAAUUAAAUACUCCCAAGACCUCAGGAAAUUUUCUGAUGGAAUUUCAAGUGAAAAAUGUUCCUUCGGACAGAAUUGCAACCCAGAAGAUCUUGUCUGUGAUAGGAGAAUGCCUUGACCACUUUGGCCCUGGUUGCGUGGGUGUACAAAAAAUAUUAAAUGCUCGGUGUCCACUUGUGAGGUUCUCACACCAAGCCUCUGGAUUUCAGUGUGAUUUGACGACUAAUAAUAGUAUUGCCUUGAAAAGUUCGGAACUCCUAUAUAUAUACGGUGCCCUGGACUCACGAGUGAGAGCCUUGGUGUUCAGUAUUCGAUGCUGGGCUCGAGCACAUUCCUUAACAAGCAGUAUUCCUGGAGCUUGGAUUACAAAUUUCUCCCUUACAAUGAUGGUCAUUUUUUUUCUCCAGAGGAGAUCACCCCCUAUUCUUCCAACACUAGACUACCUAAAAACCCUAGCAGAUGCAGAAGAUAAAUGUAUAAUAGAAGGCCACAACUGUACAUUUACUUGUGACUUGAAUAGAAUUAAACCUUCCAGAAACACAGAAACGCUAGAAUUACUACUAAAAGAAUUUUUUGAGUAUUUUGGAAAUUUUGCUUUCAAUAAAAAUUCCAUAAAUAUUAGACAGGGAAAGGAACAAAACAAGCCUGAAUCUUCUCCUCUGCACAUUCAGAAUCCUUUUGAAACUUCUCUUAAUAUCAGCAAAAAUGUAAGUCAAAGCCAGCUGCAGAAAUUUGUAGAUUUGGCCAGAGAAAGUGCCUGGAUUUUACAUCAGGAAGAUAAAGAUCGUCCUUCCCCAUCAAGCAAUCAGCCCUGGGGUCUGGCAGCCUUGCUACUACCUUCUAUAGCAAAUAAUAUGUCUUUUGCUAAGAAGAAAAAGAAGAAGCCUGCAAGUGAAAGAAUUAAAAACUUGUUGGAAUCCAUAAAAGGUAGUAAAAGUAUAGAAAAUUCCACACACCCUCAUGGGAAAAGAACAGUUAAUACUCAAGCUUAAUGAGGCUACUUCUUUGCUUUAACUGGUUUUAUCCUACUAAGAAGAACUGUUCUGAAACUUUGAUAUAUCUCAAUUUUCAUCGGAUAUCACUUUUCACAAUCUUAUCAGUGGACCUCUUUACCUGGUUCAGAGUUAUGGGAUAUUUUUGAUCUCAUCAGUGUUAUAACCAAUGGUAGCUUAUUAAAAUGGCCUCUGCAAAAAACAAGUAAAAGAAGAUUGGAAUAUACUUUAAAUAGAUAAACUAUCUAGAGUGAACUGUAAAAAUCAGUUUUAGAAUCAAACCAUUAUGAUAUACACAUCAGUCCCUGAGUGGAAAUCAUUUUAAAAGAUUUCUGUAAAUAACCAGGCAACGAAUACAAUAAAACUUGAAAAUUUGGUAGUGUUCUUUAAUAUGUAUUUUUAUAUACUUCAAAGAAAGUACUCGUUCACAUAUUAAUUAAAACAGCUUGUUCCUGAUUUCCAAAAAUGUUAAUGUUUUGAGACACUUCAGUCACUACUUCUAGGUUUUGUAAGCUAGAAAUAUAAAAAUAUUAGUACAUUGUAUUUUUAAGUAGUUACAUUUUUAUUUUCAAAAAUAAAACCCUAUUUCUACUAAAAUCCAAUAUUCCCAAUCUUCUCUCAUCUCUUUUGGUAAUUCUCUUUUCCCGAUAGGAAAUAGAUACUGAGAUAUGAUUUCCUUUACGUUCCCUGUGGAGUCACUUUCAGUUUAAGGAGCAAAUAGCAUAGUGCUUGAAAACGCAGACAUAAGCCAGACUGUCUUCAUGGUAAGUCAUUCAGUCUCUCUGGCCCUGGUUGUUUCAGCUCUGAAAUGGGGAUGAUAAUAGUGUCUACUUCAACAUGUUGUUGUACAGUUAAGUGAAGUGUAUGGGAAAGUGCUAGUUCAAGAGUCUGGCACAGGGUACAUAUAGCCCAUUGGUAUAAUUCCUGGAAUUAUUACACAUAUUUAGGGAAUUAAAGAAUUGACCAAACACAUUUUAGGACCAAACACAUUUCUUCUUAAAGAAGAUCCCUCUUUAGAAAAAAAAAGAGUUCUAGAAUGACUUUUCUUCUGCUGUGAUUUACCACUUACUACUUCUUCCAUUUGCUCUAGGACUAUUGUCAGGUGAAAGCAGAAUCAGAUUAUUGUAAGUCAUUUCAUAUUUCUGGAAAUUCUUUGGCCUUAAAAGUGUGGCUGUGUUUAAUUCCUUACAGCUUACUGGUGGUAUAGUAAGGAAAGGCACGUUUGCAUGUAUAACUUAAACCAAUAUAGUGACCAUCUGCAGAUAAGACAACCAAGCAACCAAGCAGGAGCAGCUUGUCCAGGUAGCAGCUCUCCAGAGUUUGACAUUCCAUUGGCUGAUAGCUGUCUGUGUCUCAACUUAGUCUUUCAGGAAACAGAGGAGUAGAACCAUCAAAAUGUUACAGACAGGAAAAACCAUUUCUGGCUGAGGUAAUCAGAAAAGGCUUUGUGGAAUAUGAUAGGGUAGGCAUUGAAGUGAUAGUGGGUAGACAGACGGGCACAGGCACUGUCAUUCAGGGGAAAGAGCACAGUGGAAAUAGCUUGUUUGGAUAACUUGCAAAUUAUUCAGACUGGCUGAGAUUUUGUGUUUUACUCUGAUACGCAGCAGAGUCAAGGUUGAGUGAAACUGGAAAGGACUGCCAGUGACAAGAAAAUUAAAUAUAUUUUCAGUAGUAAACCAUUGAAAGUUUGUGUAAAAGUGAAUUCAUAAAAAUUGAAAACAGUGCUUUUGGGUGAUUUAUCUAUCAAGACAAACUAGUUUUGGAUCACUACUCUUUUAUUUUUUAACAAAUUUUGAGUACUAUAGGUCCUGGCAUUAAGCUAGUUUAAAUUUGGCUAUGAAAUUUUCCACAAAGUUUCAGAAACUGACUUUCAUAUACCUCAGUUUUUGUUCUCAAUAUUUAACAAGGAAGAAAGGUCAGUAAUCUCUACGAAAUAUCUUGUCAUGACAGAUAGUUUCAUGUAAAGUCUUCAUAAUGAGAAAUUCUUUGCAAUUUAUACUUGGAAAGGAAUGAAAAACAUGAUGAGAAAUCACUUUUCACCUUGGUAUGAUGUUGGAAAAUUUAUUUUAAAUACUUAAAAGACUUAUUUUGGUUUCCACUCUGAGUUCAAUUACUUGUGGACACAUAUUCCAAAGAAUAUAAACAUUAUAACAUUCCUCUGGAAUUCCCAUGGAGCAACUCCCAGAAAAUGUCUAUUUUAGAUAGCACCUUUAAUCUAAUUCUGUGAUACAGAAUAUAUAAAAUCACAAAUUAUUUAAAAAUGCACUAUUGGUAUUUUAAAGUGUGAAUCCUGGUAUUCUCUGUAUGUGUGUGUGUGUCCACCCAUUUUUUUAAGCACUUUGUGGAGUCAAAGCUAGAUUAAGGACAUAAGUUUUCUGAACUAUUUUUAUUUUUUUAAAAGACUUAUUUAUGCGUACAAGAACUGGGGUAUAGGCCAGAAGUGCGGGGGAUGACAGGAUUCACCAGAGACAGAAUGGGGAACAGAACAGGUGGAUUGACUGAAAUACACUGCUGAGGGGAGCAGCAGGCGAGACAGGAGAGGUCUGCUGCGCCAUGUGAGUCACCUCCCUGGCCAGCCAGGGAUUAAACUUGUGUGGGGCUGUAGUGGCUACAUUGGGUAUGGAUAGCUUCAUAGUGCUGGGACUUAGCCCCUUGCGCUACCAGGGAGGCCCUCAAACUUUUUACAUCAAUACAUUACCAUUUUGUUAAAUAAAGAUUUAUUUAUUUAUGCAUACAGGAGCUGGGGUACAGGCCAGAGAUGCAGGGGAUGAGAGGAUUCACCAGAGACAGAGUGAGGAACAGAACAGGCAGACUGAGUGAAAUACACUGCUAAGGGGAGCAGCGGGUGAGUCAGGAGAUCUUCUGCGCCAUGUGGGUUGCUCCCUGGCUGGCCGGGCAUUGAACUUGUGCUGCAGAGGCUUCGGAUUGCUUCAUAGUGUGGUGCUUAACCCCUUGCGCCACCAGGGAGGCCCCAUUACCGUUCUUUUUUUCACAGAAAGAUGCAAACUUUUAGAAUGUGGUAUGACUUUUUUUUUAAAAGAUUUAUUUUAUGCAUAAAAGAGCUGGGUU